AUGUCUAGCUCUACGACUCCUGACUUAUUAUAUCCCUCUGCGGAUAAAGCUGCAGGGUCUAGUGACAAUAUACAUGGAGAUGAAUUACGACUUAGAGAAAGGAUUAAAGACAACCCCACCGAUAUUUUAUCUUAUUUCCAACUCAUUCAAUAUUUAGAAACUCAAGAGUCGUACGCUAAAGUGAGAGAAGUAUACGAGCAGUUUCAUAACACAUUCCCGUUUUAUUCACCUGCGUGGACUUUACAAUUGAAGGGUGAAUUGGCAAGAGAUGAAUUUGAGACGGUUGAGAAGAUUCUGGCGCAAUGCCUUUCUGGUAAGUUGGAAAAUAAUGACCUAUCUCUUUGGUCAACAUAUUUGGACUACAUACGCAGGAAAAACAACUUAAUCACCGGUGGACAAGAAGCGAGAGCCGUUAUUGUCAAGGCAUUCCAAUUAGUUAUGCAAAAGUGUGCAAUUUUUGAACCCAAGUCAUCCUCUUUUUGGAAUGAAUAUCUCAAUUUCUUAGAGCAGUGGAAGCCAUUCAACAAAUGGGAAGAGCAACAACGGAUUGACAUGCUCAGGGAAUUCUACAAGAAAAUGUUAUGUGUUCCCUUUGAUAAUUUAGAGAAAAUGUGGAAUAGAUACACUCAAUGGGAACAAGAAAUAAAUUCGCUAACAGCCAGAAAGUUCAUUGGUGAAUUAUCGGCCGAAUACAUGAAAGCCCGUUCCUUGUACCAAGAAUGGCUGAAUGUUACUAAUGGAUUGAAAAGGGCAUCCCCAAUCAAUCUGCGCACAGCAAACAAGAAAAACAUACCACAAUCAGGUACAUCAGACUCAAACAUUCAGCAGUUACAAAUUUGGUUGAAUUGGAUAAAGUGGGAAAGGGAAAAUAAAUUAAUUCUUAGUGAAGAUGUGCUAUCACAAAGGAUCAAUUAUGUUUAUAAACAAGGUAUUCAAUACAUGAUAUUUUCUGCUGAAAUGUGGUACGAUUAUUCAAUGUAUAUAUCUGAAAAUUCGGAUCGACAAAAUAUCUUAUAUACUGCGUUAUUAGCUAAUCCCGACUCACCUUCUCUUACAUUCAAAUUAUCCGAAUGUUACGAACUGGAUAAUGAUUCUGAAAGUGUUUCUAACUGCUUUGACAGAUGUACUCAAACUUUGCUAUCGCAAUAUAAGAAGAUUGCUUCCGAUAUAAAUACGAGUGAAGACAAUAACACAGGGAAUGAACAAGAGAUGGUAUACAAACAAAGGGAAAAAUUAACAUUCGUAUUUUGCGUGUAUAUGAAUACGAUGAAAAGAAUAUCGGGACUGUCCGCAGCACGUAUUGUAUUCGGUAAAUGUCGUAAACUGAAACGUAUAUUAACACAUGACGUCUACGUGGAAAAUGCAUACUUAGAAUUUCAAAAUCAAAAUGAUUAUAAGACAGCUUUUAAGGUUCUAGAACUGGGUUUGAAAUACUUCCAAAACGAUGGAGUUUAUAUCAACAAAUACUUAGAUUUUUUAAUAUUUUUAAAUAAGGAUUCACAGAUCAAAACCUUAUUUGAAACAUCCGUGGAAAAAGUUCAAGAUUUAACCCAGUUGAAGGCAAUAUACAAGAAAAUGAUAAGUUAUGAAUCCAAGUUUGGCAACUUAAACAACGUUUAUUCUCUGGAGAAAAGAUUUUUUAAAAGGUUCCCCCAAGAAAAUUUAAUUGAGGCUUUCACAAGCCGUUAUAAAAUUCAAAACUCAAACCUAAUAAAGAAAUUAGAAUUAACCUAUAUGUAUAAUGAAGGAGAAGAUAGUUACUUUUCUUCUGGAAACAAGAAUGGUGAUCAUGGCUCUUCUAAUAUGAAUUCGUCAGAUAGGAAGAGAUUAAUGGAGGAAACUGGAAACAAUGGAAACUUCUCCAAUAAAAAAUUCAAGAGAGACUCAGAGCUUCCAACAGAAGUCCUUGAUUUAUUGAGUGUCAUACCAAAACGUCAAUAUUUCAACGCCAAUUUGCUUGAUGCACAGAAAUUGGUUAAUUUCUUAAAUGAUCAAGUAGAGAUUCCAACAGUCGACAGCACCAAAUCUGGUUAA
Saccharomyces paradoxus is the source of this 2034-nucleotide messenger RNA. RefSeq names its product cleavage polyadenylation factor subunit RNA14 (gene RNA14). Gene Ontology annotation, biological process: mRNA 3'-end processing. The record is from RefSeq and is a predicted model, not a curated record. Gene Ontology annotation, molecular function: protein binding; mRNA binding. NCBI's taxonomy places the organism in Eukaryota, Fungi, Ascomycota, Saccharomycetes, Saccharomycetales, Saccharomycetaceae. Gene Ontology annotation, cellular component: nucleus. The coding region runs from base 1 to 2034 and encodes 677 amino acids. The transcript has a single exon.